AUUUUAAUAACAACACAUACCUUUUUAUUAUAUUCGAAUUAUGCUUAUAAACAAGUGUUUUGUUAAUACAACUUCGUUAAUAUUGCAAGCAGCGUAAAUUUUUAUGAUACUUUAUAACAUUUUUAAUAAGAACUGAAUUUUGAUAAGGAUGAGAAUAAAGUUGGAAAUGUUUGUUUUUAAUUACGCAUGCGUAAGGAAACGAAAACAGAUUUUCUCGAUACAUUUUGAUGCUAUAGACGUUGGUAUUUUGAUACGAUGCAGUAAGGAGCAUUGUAUUACUUGUUACUGUUGUUACUUGAAGAGUUGACCAUUAGAAAUAAUAAAUAUUUUAAUUAACUAAACGUUACAUAAAACUGUCCGUUAUUAAUGUUCUUGAAGAAUUUUAGAAAAAUUUUAACGAGUUCUAAUGAAUCGAAACUUCGAAUUUAUUUGUUAUGGUCAUGCAAUAAUUUUUUGUUCUUUCAUGUACAAUUUUUAAGUUUAAACAACUAUCAACACGAUAACGUGCACAUAUAAAAUUAAGUGAAAAUGCGAAAAGAUUAUGUACAGGAUGUUCAACCAAAGAAAAGGCAGAAUGAACUUUUAUAUAGAUAUGGAUAUUUUCUAUCAAUGCUUUUAUGUAUGAUGCUUGCUUCACUUAAGCCACAUUUUGGUAAAACAAAUGGUGUUCUGAAUGGAAAUAUUAUUAUUCGAUAUUUUGCUGUUCCUUUAACGUACUUAGAAGCAGGCCUAUUAUGUGAUCCAAAAACACUUUAUUUAACAUUAAGCAAUGGUUCUCUCUUAAUAUUUACAAUGACUUUCAUAUAUAUUUUAAUGCCCUUCCUGAUGAGAGUUGGAGUAUGUUUACUGACUUAUGCCAAUGUCAAUGUGUGGUUAUUGAAAGGAAUGGAAGUACUUUACUGUAUGCCACCUCCAUUUAAUACAAGUUUUGUUUUGUGUCGAUUGGCACAAGCAGAUUUGUCAACAAGUAUUGUGAUUACUUUAGUAUCUCAUUUUGGAGGAUUAUUUAUAUCUCCUAUAUUAUUAUACUUUGUGUUAGGUGCAUCUACACCUCCCUUAGUUGGUGUGAAUGUAAAGGAAACCAUUUAUAGUACAAUUGUACCAUUAAUUAUUGGUAUUGCAAUUCAAAUUGUGAUCUUAAAGUAUGAUGUUUGUUUCAAAAUUAAGUCACCUUGGUUUUCUCAAGGACUAUUAUUAGCUACAGCAUAUCAUUGGUUUUGUGAUGCUGUGUUGGUAGAUGCAUCAUCUUUGCAAGCUACUGAUGUGUUAUUAUGCGUAUUACUUGCUUGCGUGGGACAACUAUUUGUUAGCUGCUUGUGUUGGAUUUUGUGCUCUCGGUGGUUACCUCGGAAUAUCUUGCUAGCUGCACUUUUUACAAGUACUCACAAAUCAGUUGGUCUUGGAAGCUGGGUUUUACGUGGUGCUUACCAUGGUUCAGCCCAUGGUCCUGCAGUGAAUUUACCAUUGUCUGUACUACCAGUUGCACAAUUGCUGUUAGGUAGUUUGUUAGCUAGUUGGUUGUCUCCAUAAUGUAAAAUACAUUAUGUGAUUAAUUUGAAUAAUUUUGUUUGUAUACUUUGCAUUCCAUGUGAAAUUGCAUGUAUAUACUAUCUGUUAUUUAUGUAAGUUUCCUUUGAUUAUAUGUAUUUUUUGUGUACUUCCUAGUAUAUAAGCUUUUUAAUAAGAACAUUCUUUUCUUUCUU
Bombus pascuorum is the source of this 1703-nucleotide messenger RNA. Its product is annotated as sodium/bile acid cotransporter 7-like. The transcript is spliced from 6 exons. Bases 529 to 1530 code for a protein of 333 amino acids. The record is from RefSeq and is a predicted model, not a curated record. Gene Ontology annotation, cellular component: plasma membrane. NCBI's taxonomy places the organism in Eukaryota, Metazoa, Arthropoda, Insecta, Hymenoptera, Apidae.